Messenger RNA from Sarcophilus harrisii (Tasmanian devil), 5209 nucleotides. RefSeq names its product glypican 5 (gene GPC5). Gene Ontology annotation, biological process: positive regulation of canonical Wnt signaling pathway; cell migration; regulation of protein localization to membrane. The coding region runs from base 456 to 2180 and encodes 574 amino acids. Lineage: Eukaryota; Metazoa; Chordata; Mammalia; Dasyuromorphia; Dasyuridae. Gene Ontology annotation, cellular component: plasma membrane; cell surface; extracellular region. The transcript has 8 exons. The record is from RefSeq and is a predicted model, not a curated record.
GGGUUUCUCUACCCGAAAUAGGCGGGCCCGGGUUUCAGGUUUGCAGCUGGAAGCUGAGCCAGUGGCUCUAAGUGAGUGGAGGUGCAGAAGCUACGGCUGCUGCAGCUGCCGCAGCAGCGGUGACCACAGAUACUCUCCCAGCCCCCAAGCAAAUAAAUGCAAACUCGUUUCCGCUGUGUGGUAGAGAACAACUAGAGUCCUAGCUGGCUGCUUCGGCCUCGGCAGCCAUCCCAAGCAGGCAAAAGGCUCUCAGGUGAAAUCACUGCAUGAAUCUCCUUCCACCGUUCAUACGAGUUUCCUUAAAGAUUCUCGGAUUACUCUUUUUCCUAUCCUAGACGUAUUUUUCAGGAGCUGCACUAGGUGGGUAAAGCAGGUGAGCCCGAAAGGGUAGUGGCGGAUCUUUUCCUGGGAAAAGCCGGGGCGCCUGCGAUCUUGCUCCUGUUGCUGGAAUAGCGAUGGAAAGAGGACCUGUCUUGCGUCUGGACUUUCUCCUGCUCAUCCUUUUGGUCCUUUCUCCCGGUGCGAGAGGCGACGAUUUGCAAACCUGCGAAGAAGUUCGGAAACUUUUCCAGUUGCGGCAUCUGGGACUUGUCAAAGGGCUGCCGGAAACCCCUCGGGCAGGUCCUGAUCUUCAGGUUUGCACAUCCAAAAAUCCUACUUGCUGUACUAAAAAGAUGGAAGAGAGAUAUCAAAUGGCAGCCCGGCAGGAUAUACAGCAAGUCCUUCAGACCUCAAGUUCUACAUUAAAAUUCCUAAUUUCUCGCAAUGCAGCUGCUUUUCAAGAGACCUUUGAAACUCUCAUCAAGCAAGCAGAGAAUUAUACCAGCACUUUAUUCUGCAACACUUAUAGGAACAUGGCUUUAGAGGCUGCUGCCUCAGUUCAGGAGCUUUUCACAGAUGUAGGGCUCUUUGUGUUUGGCACCGACAUCAGUCCAGAUGAAUUUGUUAACAGAUUCUUUGAUACGCUGUUUCCUCUAGUCUACAAUCAUCUCAUUAACCCAGGUGUGACUGAUAUUUCCUUGGAAUACUCAGAAUGCAUUCGAAUGGCAAGGCGAGAUAUUAACCCCUUUGGAAAUGUUCCCAGAAUUGUAAUGGGACAGAUGGGGAGAUCAUUGUUACCCAGCCGAACUUUUCUGCAGGCUCUUAAUUUAGGCAUUGAAGUCAUCAAUACCACUGAUCAUCUGCAGUUUUCAAAAGAGUGCAGCAAAGCACUCCUGAAGAUGCAAUACUGUCCCCAUUGUCAGGCUCUGACUUUAAGUAAGCCAUGUAUGGGGUACUGCCUUAAUGUUGUAAGAGGCUGUUUGGCUAAUGUGGCAGAGAUUGACCCCCACUGGCGGGGAUAUAUUCGAUCACUGGAAGAACUUUCUGAUACUAUACAUGGGACAUAUGACAUUGAGCAUGUGCUUCUGAACUUCCACUUGCUUGUUAAUGAUGCUGUUAUGCAGGCUCACAUCAAUGGAAAAAAAUUAUCUGAGCAGGUGAACAAGAUCUGUGGUCCCCCUGUCAGAACACCUACACAAACCCCUGGUUGUUCUCUUGAUCAGAGCAAAGAUAAGCAAGGAAUGAAGAUCUCUUCAAGAGAUGGUGAAGAAUCCCUUGCCAGCAGAAGAAAAGAAUUUAUCAACAGCCUGCGUCUAUACAAGACUUUUUAUGGUGGCCUGGCUGAUCAACUUUGUGUUAAUGAAUUAGCUGCUGCUGAUGGACUGCCCUGUUGGAAUGGAGGAGAUGUAGUCAAAAGUUAUACUCAUCGUGUGGUUGGAAAUGGAAUAAAAGCCCAAUCUGGAAACCCAGAGAUGAAAGUUAAAGGGACGGAUCCUGUCAUAAACCAAAUUAUUGAUAAACUGAAGCAUGUUAUUCAGUUACUCCGGGGCAGAUCUACUCCAAAACCUGAGAGAUGGGAUCUACUCCAAGUGGGCAGUGGAGCACGCAUAGAUGAUCAAGUCAGUGGAGACUGUGAUGAUGAAGAUGGUUGUGGAGGAUCAGGAAGUGGAGAAGUAAAACGUGUUCUGAAAAUCACAAACUGGAUGCCAGAUGAAAUGAACCUCAGUGACGUCAAGCAAAUCCAUCAAACAGAUGGUGGAAGCACUUUAGACUCAAGUGGAGCAGGCCGCUCAGCAAUGACUGUUCAUAUGACAUUUACUCUGAUUAGUGUGGCAACAUUCAUAUUCAGUCUUUGGUAACAGAAUAAUUCUGGCUCAAUUCAUGUGUCUUGCUGCUAUCGUCAUUCCCCUCCCUCCCUUCAUAAGCCCAGAAUAAUAAAUCUGUUGAAUGUAGAAAUUAUAUGUAUGGUAGUAGUUAUCUUAUUAACCUCUUAGAUACCAUAUUUGAAUAUUCAAAAAGUAUCUGAUUAUUGCCUUGCUUUAAAAUAGGAAGGUUAUCUUUAAAUUUUAAAAAAAUCAUUUUUUUUUGGUUUGGGGAAUAGACAACAUGAAAAAUAUAGCACAUCCCUCCUGCAAAUGUAAACAGCAUGAAACUGUUUUAAACUAAAAUAAUAUGUUGUAUAUUUUAAAAUAUAUAUUUUAAGAUUCUUGUUUUCUGAAGGAAAGCCCUAGUAAAUUUGAAUUAUAAAGUUUGUAAAACAAUGGAACAUUUCAUAUCAACCACUAAAAUAAUAAAAAUUCAAAUCCCACUAUGUUAUGCACAUAUUUCCAAUUAUUCUGCUAACAAUCACACUGGCUACUUUAUGUUUCUUGUAAGUCAUAUAAGGAAGGGUAAACCUGGGCUGAAAAAUGACAUUUCAUAUUGUUACAUGAUGAAAUUUAGUUGAUUUUUAUCCAUUCCAAUUUAGCUAUUAAUAGUUCUUAUAAAUGGUUGUUAUGGUUGUGACUGACUCAUAUUCCAUUACACCAUAAGUUUGUCUUGAGUAUCCUUGUACAUUCAUCUUUCCCUUGCUUGCCUAAUAGAUUUAGGUAUUCUAUAUACCAUAUACAGACUACACCUUAGGAGUAUAUCUACUCAACUGAUUGACUUUUAUGUGGAAAAAUACUUUAAGGAAUAUCAGUCAUUUUUUUGGCCAAAUAAUACAUAAGUCAUUCAUACUUCAAAAAGUAACCCAGAAUAUUGUUAGAUUUUUUAAGCCCUAAACUUCCGAUAAAGUUGAGCAUCAAUGAAUUUCUAAGAUGACUCUGAUUAGCCAAAGAAAACAUAAUUAUUAACAGUAUAAAAAACUUGGACAUUAAAUUUAUACCUUUUCUUUUCCCAGUAUAUUAGGAAAGUUGCUGAUCUGCAGUCCCUGAUUUCCCAGUUCCCAGUCCCAGUAUGCUGAUGUCUCAGCAUACAAUGAUUAGGUUAAGUUUAUGACACUAUAUAAAGAGGAAGAGAUAAGUCAGAUUUUAUUAAGGAAUAUCGCAUUCAGUCAAUGGCCAAUGAUUAUAAUUAAUGUGAAUUGUCGUCCUAAUAAAGAGAAGUGCUGAGCCUCUUUUUAUAAUGACUUGAAAGGACAUGGAACGACCUCUGAUGAAACAGCUAAAGAGGACUCAGUCAACAGCAAAAAGCACUAAAGUAAAAGUUGUUUCCAACAUAGGGAACAGUCUAUCAAUAAAGCAUGUUCUUUCCAAAAUCUAUACUAAAUUAGAAUCACACACACGUGCCCAUGCACACACACACACACACACACACAUUAUUCUUGCUGAAAAUAUUUUUGGAUCAUCUCUUUUGAGUUUGCCUUCAGAUUCUAGGAUACAUUCUCUGGCAAAGCCCUCCUAUAGAAGGACAACCAAUUCUACUUUGGGGUGAAAAGAUCAGACUCCCUAUAUACUCAUGGAUUUAAUAGAUCAGACUGUUACCUCUCUUGUAAGUUAAAUGUUGGAAGAAACAGAAAGAGGAUGAUAUUGAUAAGUUAAAUUAAGUGGAAUUGAUAAAGGCAAUAAGAGAUAGAACUGCUUGUAGAUUAGGGACUCCUAACACCUAUAGUAGGAAGUAAUAAAUAGAUCAGGUUCUGGGAAAAAAUUUUAAGAAGAGUUUAAGACUACUAGAAAUACCAGGAAAUUACCAGAUAAUAUUCUUAUGACCCUCUCUGGAUAAAGAAGGAGGCAAUAACAUUUCACAAAGCUUUCUUUUAUUUUUCUCCUUAAAAUUUCAAUAUUGAUUAAGAAUAUAUCAGUCAACUGAAUUCAGUUGAUAUAAGUAACUGUGUAUGUACAUAUAUGUAAGCAUAUAUAGAGUAGUUCUUUGGAAUAAUAUAAAUUACAUUAAUUGUCAGUUGGCAUCUUUGGCUUUGUGAGGACAUAGACACAAUUCUAUUCAUUUUGUCAAAAUGGCUUCGCAUUAUUUGCACAAGGAUUGCUCUGUUCAUUUUUUAAAAUAUCCUUUUAUACAUCCAGUUUCCCCCAACAAAUGCUAAUCUCUAUAUAGUAGCUUUAUAGCAAUGAAUAAGACGAGAAUAUCUUUAAAGAGCAAAAAUCUUUCAGAUGUUCCAACAAUGGGCCUUUAUCAAAUAGAAUUCACUAUAAUUAUAUAUAUAUGUAUAUAUACAUAUAUAUAUAUAUGCAAAACAUAAUAGUAGACAGUUUCUUAGAGAUGAUAAUAGUAAGAAUUUGCUGUAUUUACCCCCAACCAAUGGCCAAUGACAUAUAUCCUGAGUUAAAAAUCUAAACUCCUAAAUAAAUAAUUCAUAAAUAUGUGAAGUUAAAAUGUUAAUUUGUCUAUGGGAAUGUGUUUCAUAUGCCAAUAUCAUCAACCCAGCGUAUUCUCAACCAUAUCAGAAACCAAUUGACAGGAUGGUUUUUAAAUUUUAAACAGACAAAAAUGAAAUUUAUGUUUCCAUCUUAUGCAAGAACUUUCAUCUUCACCCUUCAAGAUAACAUUUCAAUUCUCUAAGCAAUAGCUUUGCUGCAGGCAAUAUGAAAAUUUUCAAACAUAUAUCUGUCCUUUUAAAAAUACAACUAUAAAAAAACAAAAAAAUGCAAAUAAAGAAAACUAAUAAUCUAUAUUACUCAUGACAAUGAGACAGUUUCUCUUGUGUCUAUUUCCCUUAGAGGAAUAAAAAAUUCUAUGAGGAUUGUCAACAGAUCCCAAAAAGAAAUUGGCAAGCAAAGAAUAUUAUGUGUGGAUCUGGACAUAAAAAUCACCUAAGAGACAUUUCAUGGCCUAUUCUUUUCACAGAAGGCAAUCUAGUUGAGAAAAGAUCAUUAGUGUUGUUCUUUACUCUCCCAAAAGGAAAAUAUAUACAUAUAUAUAUAUAUAUAGCUAUUCAAAACAAAAUGCUCAA